This is a messenger RNA of Aspergillus fijiensis CBS 313.89, 720 nucleotides long. RefSeq lists its product as uncharacterized. Lineage: Eukaryota; Fungi; Ascomycota; Eurotiomycetes; Eurotiales; Aspergillaceae. The record is from RefSeq and is a predicted model, not a curated record. Bases 67 to 348 code for a protein of 93 amino acids. The transcript is spliced from 2 exons.
UGUAUGCUUGUAACGAAUAGAGCAGUUUAACAUCCGAGGUUUCUCGAUAAUCGUGCCGGUAUGCAAAUGUCAAGACAACUCGUCGUCACAUCGCGUCGCCUGCUUCGUACCACACGCGGACCAUCGUCUCUGGUGCGGACGUUCUCCAUCGCAGUCCCCGCCCGCAAGGAAGGCCAAAUGCAAACCUCGAAGCCUCGUGGGUUCUUGGCCGACCGGGAUACUGCUCGCCGUGACCCAGUCCGUGCAGACGAGGAAAUACCAGCACAUAAUACAGCGACGAAAUCCCAGCUGCAAGAUCAAAUACAGCAAAAUCGGCAACAACUCGACCGCCUCGAGAGGCAGCUGUAAGUUCCCUGGACAGGUGCGGACCAGGCCUGGAACUGACCAGCCGUGCUAAUAAACCCCCCUCAGCCAAGAGUUUAAGCAGGAGGAGGGCGGACGGAGAAGUUUGAUGUAAGACUGAAAGCGCGGGUUUGGUUCCUAGUUGCAUUGUUGUUCUUCAUCCGCUUUGAAUGCGGGCACGGAGUCGAGAAUGGGGAGUAUGUCGGAAAGUAAAGCUAAGACAUUGCGUUGCUUCUCGUGACUUGUUUGAUUUGUCCAUCGAAUUUUCAAGGGCUGUUGGCGACACGAGGUCAAGUAAAAGAGCGCAGAACGCCCGAGCCUUCCAGCGAUAUCUCCGAAAGGUGCUCACGUAGCGGGUUCCUCAACUACUCGGGAUCU